Molecule: messenger RNA, 2055 nt
Organism: Mastomys coucha (southern multimammate mouse)
Lineage: Eukaryota; Metazoa; Chordata; Mammalia; Rodentia; Muridae
Gene: CUNH12orf42
Product: chromosome unknown C12orf42 homolog
Exons: 11
Coding region: 739-1908 (389 amino acids)
Source: RefSeq, a predicted model, not a curated record
CUUUCCAGGUGUUCAUUCUGCCAGUCAAAUCUGCUGGACAGGAGCCACAGUCCACAAGGAACCAACUGAAUGCUGAGCUUCCCAGGACAGGACCCAUUAUAAACUCAUCCUACUGUUAAAACAGCAUGCAUGAUCAAACGUAUCUAAAGGCUUCAGUUACAUCAUUUAUUCUUCUCAUCCCAUUUUUUGAGAUAAGAGGCUUCAUGCAGUGACGACUUUCCAUACCACUUGGCACCUUUAGAAAGCAUAGCUGUGGGUAGUGGGAUUCUACUCUUGCUCUCUGAUUCCUCUAUGAUGCCCAAGAUGCCCUCCCUGGUACAUGGAAUAGACUGGGGCAGCCGUGGAGAUGCAGCAAAUGGAGCUUGUCUCCUCUCACACCUUCUUUUGUAGGUUUAUCCAUGUGUCAGAAUGCCUGGGUCAAAGAGAAAGAACUACAAACAACUUAGAUUCAGCAGCGAUCCAAGGUUGUCAGGUUUGAAGCAAGGAUUAAACAACAUGCUGCACGCAAAGUGCCCGACAAAUGCCUGGCUCAAACGGAGUCCUAACAAAUGUUCCUCCCUUGGACCUUUCUUGGUGUUGAAAGACAGUGACAUGCAUUGAGUACUCUGCUGUUUCUUCCCCUGGUAUCUGAAGGAUCAUUCGAAUUUGAUGGAGACUAAAACUACAGAUAGAUGCAUAAAGUGACUCCUGUGGAGGAAUGGGAGAAGCCUUCUUAAUAUUAGACCCUUGAAAAACAGGAUGCAGAAAUCGUUUUGCUAUAUUCCCAUUGUGAGCAGUGUGACCCUGUGGGAGAGAGGCUCCCCUCAUACAAAUAAAUUGUUCACCUCGCCAAAGCCACAGCAGAAACAAGAGAUGGAGUGCUGUUUCAGUCUGCUUCAUGAAUCUCUUGAACAAUCCAGCCUACACUGCAGGGGCUACGCUUUGGGUCCUGCUAGCAACCGGCACCACAAACUGUUCUGCAAUGACUUCGUGACUGGAGAUCAAAGGCUCAAGUUACAGCCUAUCCCUCGUUGUAAAACCACAGCUUUGCCUUGCUCCAGAUUCCUUACUCACAUGAAGAAUUUUUCCUCAUCACAUAGAACGGAUAAAUUACAUUUUCUGCCAUUUCCAGGAUCUAUAGGGACUCAUAGCUCAAUGACAGGUAAAAGACUACUUUGCGUUCACCAGUACACAAUCCCCAAGUUUCCUGCGAGCACUAUUUCUCUCGAUGAAGAAAUUGGUGGAGAAACCCGUCCUUCUCUGUCACCAUCCAGUGAAAUGGAGGAAGAUGAUCUGCUCUUUACUAUCAAUGAAGAGCAGAAGCCACCUAGACGACUAUCCAAGCAGACCUGGAUCAGCCCAUUUCUGGAAAUGCAAGCUGCCAGUAAGCUUCUUAAAAAAUCACAGUCAGUGAAUACCAUUUCUCUGGAAGCUGCAGGUAGACAAAUACCACUUCAGAACCAUCCCUUGGGCAACUCCAAGGGAGAUUCUGGUCCUGUGAUGAGACCUUUUACCGCCAUUGGCCUCUGCAGAAGUGUCAGUCAGAACUCCUCUUCUCAGCCAAUCAGCUGUAAGAUUUCCGAAACUGUGCAACAGGAUAAAGCUGCAGCUUCUGGAUCCCCAACACAAACAGAUUCCCUAACCGUGUGCGGAAGUGCAUUAGGAAGAGGCACGGUUGCCAUAACACCGGAGACGCCCCUCAAGCAUCCUCAUCUGCCCACUGAACGGAGGCCAAAGGCAACUAUCUCUUUCCCUGCCCGUGUGGUCAAAGAGCCCCUGCCUCUGCUCGUGGGCUCUUCUACCCGUUUAUUUUCCAAGAAGUUAAUGAAGGCUUGCUCUUCAGCGGCCCCGCGCCCACCCCGGGAUUUCCGUAAGGCUUGUUCACAGAGUCUUUCGAAGCCCGUGGUGAAUACUCACACAUACUGCUGAGAAGGAAUUGUUCUGCUAGCUCUGCCCAUCUUUCAAUCAAUGCCUGCCUAGAACAACAGAAAGGGCCUCAGAUGUAUUGGUUUCCACAGAACCAUUGUUACUCUUUGUGAAGCAUUUUUGAACCUAAUAAAUAAUGUUAAAAGUCUC